Molecule: messenger RNA, 6279 nt
Organism: Equus caballus (horse)
Lineage: Eukaryota; Metazoa; Chordata; Mammalia; Perissodactyla; Equidae
Source: RefSeq, a predicted model, not a curated record
UAACAUCUGUGCCCAUCUUCCUCUACUUUAUAUGUGGGACACCUGCCACAGCAUGGCGUGCCAAGCAGUGCCGUGUCCGCAGCCGGGAUCCGAACUUGCAAAUCCCGGGCCGCGGAGAUUCAGAACGUGCGAACUUAUCUGCUGUGCCACCGGGCCAGGCCCCAAAAUUGACAAAUCUUUAUCCAAACUGUUCUACAGAAAAAGGUGGAAGAAUCAAAUUCAAAGAAUCAAAAAGAAAGAGGGAUAAUUCUAUUGGACAUUACAGAAAUAAAAAGGAUUAUAAAAGAGCUCAAUGAACUAUUGUAUGGCAAUAAAUUAGGUAACUGAGAUGGAAUGGACAAAUUCCAAAAAGACACAAACUACUGAACCUAAAUCAAGAAUAACUGGAAAAUCAGAACAGAACUACAGAAGGGAAGGUGUUGAAUUGGUAAACAAACCAUCAUCCACAAAGUAAGGCUAGGCCCACAUUGUUUCAGCACAGAAUUCUCUGAAACAUUCAAAGUUUCUUAAUACAGAUUCUUCACACACUCUUCUAAAAAUUAGCAUGGAGAGCAUAGUUUGCACUCAUUUUGUGAGGCCAGUUACAAAAAAUUCCAGCAAACACAAACCAGCAUAAAAGAAAAGAAUUAUGCACCAUGACUAAGAGGAAUUAAUUCAAGGGAUAAAAGGUUUGGUUAUUAUCCAAAAUCCAUUUAUGUAAUCAAGGAUAGCAAUGGACUAAAAAGCAAAAAUGGCAUCACAUCAUUUCAACAGACUCAGGAGAAAUAAUGGACAAAAUCCAGUAUCCCUUCACAAUUAAAGCAGUCAGAUCACCAGGAACAGAAGGAAACUUCCUAAUGUCACAAUGAGCAUAUAUGGAAAACCCCCAGCUGAUAUUACAUUUAAUUAGGAAAGACUGGAUGCUUUCCCCUUGACAGUUAGGAACCAAAGAAGGAUGUCUGCUCUUGCCACUUCUAUUCUAGAAUAUACUGGAGAUUUCUGCUGGAAUCCUUAUGCAAGAGAAAAGAAAAUCAAAUGCAUAAAGAUGGGUUAGAAAGAUGUAAACCUCUGUCUACUUCCAGCUGAGGUAUGUUUUUAGAAAACUCUAAGGAAUCCACUAAAAAAUUUAUUGGAAUUGAUCAUUAAGGUUAGCAAAAUGGUAGGAUACAAGAUCAAAAUAUAAAACUCAAUUGUAUUUCUAUAUAUGAACAAUCUGAUAAUGAAAUGAAGAAAUAUUGCUUUGAGAAUAAAUUCAAAAGAAUCACAUACUUCAGAGUCAACUUAGCAAAAGAAGUACAAGAUGGAUGGCGAGGAAAGUGCAAUAUAUGGUCAAAAGAAAUUAAAAAGGUAUCAAUAAAUGGCAAAACAUCCCAAUUUCGGGCUUGGCCCCGUGGCCGAGUGGUUAAGUUCGCGCGCUCCGCUGCAGGCGGCCCAGUGUUUCGUUAGUUCGAAUCCUGGGCGCGGACAUGGCACUGCUCAUCAGACCACGCUGAGGCAGCGUCCCACAUGCCACAACUAGAAGGACCCACAACGAAGAAUAUACAACUAUGUACUGGGGGGCUUUGGGGAGAAAAAGGAAAAAAUAAAAUCUUUAAAAAAAAAAAAAAUCCCAAUUUCAUGAAUCAGAAGACUUACAUUGUUGAAAUGGCACUAUUCCCCAGAUGCCCUGAGAUUCAGCACAUACCUGACAUUGAUGCCAAAUGAUUCCUCUAUACAAAGUGGCAGGCUCUUUCAUAAAAUUAUGUGGAAUUGCAGGGGAGUCAGAGUAGUCAAAGCAAUCUUGAAAACAGAAAAACAAAAUGGUAGGACUACCAUUUCUUGAUUUCAAACUUUGUCAUAUGCACUGGUAAUCAAGAGUGUGUGGUACUGGGUCUGGCCUCGUGGCCGAGUGGUUAAGUUCACGUGCUCCGCUGCAGGCGGCCCAGUGUUUCGUUGGUUCGAAUCCUGGGCGCGUACAUGACACUGUUCAUCAAACCACGCUGAGGCGGCGUCCCACAUGCUACAACUAGAAGGGCCCACAGCAAAGAAUAUACAACUAUGUACCGGGGGGCUUUGGGGAGAAGGAAGAAAAUAAAAUCUUUGAAAAAAAAAAAAGUGUGUGGCACUAACACAAGGACAGGAAUACAGAUCUAUGGACAGAUUGAGAUUUGAGAACUAAACCCAUACCUCUGUGGUCUAAUGAUGUUUGAAAAAAUUGCCAAGUUUGAGGCAAGAAUAUUCUUUUUAUAAACUGGUGCUGGGCCAAGUGGAUAGCCAUAUGCAAAAGAAAGAGGUUUUAUCCUAAAGACCUAAAACUGAGUAAGCAAUAACACAAUUAGAUAAAAUACAGGGAGAAAUUCAUCAAGUUGGAUUUGGGAAAGAAUUAUUAGAUGAGACACAGAGCAAAAACAGGAACAACUACAUUAUUUGCACGUCAUCAAAUCAAUAACUUUUGUGCUUCAAAGGACACCAUCAAGACAGUGAACACACCCUUUGGAACUCUUGUGCACUACUGCUGUGAAUAAAAAAUUAUUUGGAUGGUAUGAAUGCAACACGGCAGUUCUUCUAAAUAUUACAAACUGAGUUACUGCCUGCACUAGCAAUGCUGCUUCUGGGAAUUGCAGUAGAUUUGAAAGCAGGGACUUCGACAGAUAUACGUCCACUGCUGUUUAUACUAGCAUUUUACACAUUUGCCACAAUGUGGAAGUAACCCAGGUGCCCUUCAAAGGAUGAAUGGAUCAAGAAAAUCUGGCACAUACGUACAAUGGUGUAUCAUUCAGCUUGGAAAAGAAAGCCAAUGGGCUACAACUGAACUAUACAGUUAAAAAAUGUUGAAAACGCAAAUUUUAUGGUAUGCGUAUGGUACCACAAUCAAAAGCAAAAAUUUUAAGGCAAGAGAGUGAAAACACAACCUAUAGAAUGGAAGAAAAUUCUGCAAAUCGUAAUUCUGAUAAGGAACUUGUAUCAAAAAUACCUAAAGACAUCUUCAAACUUAAUUAGAAAAAGUCAAGAACCUCUAAAUAUAGUAAAGGAUCUGAAUACACUGUUUCCAAGGAAGACAGGGAAAUGGUCAAGAGCGUAUGAAAAGAUGCUGGGCAUCCUUAAUGAGGAAGGAAACGCAAAUCAAAAACCCCAGUGACAUACCACUUCACCCCCACCAGGAUGGCUGGAAUCAAGAUGUGCGGACUCAGUAGCCAUUGAGGAUGUGACUGUGAACUUCACCCCAGAGGAGUGGGCUUUACUGGAUCCUUCACAAAAGAAACUCUACAGAGAUGUGAUGUGGGAAACCUUCAGGCACCUGGCCUCAGUAGGAAUAACAUGGGAAGGUCAUGAUAUUGAAGAUGAGUGCAAAGACCAGGGGAGAAAACUAAGAAAGCAUAGGGUAGGGAGACUCUGUGAAAGUGAAGACGGUAGUCAGUGUGGAGAAAACGUUAGCCUUCUUCCAAAUCUCAGUCUGAACAAGAAAACUACAGGAGUUAACCCAUGGGGUUGCAGUGCAUGUGGAAGAGUCUUCACGCAUCAUUCAUCCCUUAAAACGCACAUUAGAUGUCACACUGAACAUAAAUCAUGUGAGUAUCAAAAAUAUGGAGAGAACCCAUAUAAAUGUAAGGAAUGUGGGAAAGCCUUCACUUAUCUCACUUUACUUCGAGUUCAUGAAAGAACUCAUACUGGAGAGAAACCCUAUGAAUGUAAAAACUGUGGUAAAGCAUUCACUUGUUCCAGUUCUCUUCAAAUACAUGGAAGAAUUCAUACUGGAGAGAAACGCUAUGAAUGUAACAAAUGCAGUAAAGCAUUCACUUUUUCUAGUUCUUUUCGACUUCAUCAAAGAACUCAUACUGGAGAGAAACCCUAUGAAUGUAAAAAAUGCAGUAAAGCGUUCACUACUUCCAGGUCUCUUGGACUCCAUGAAAGAACACACACUGGAGAGAAACCCUUUGAAUGUAAAAUAUGUGGUAAAGCGUUCAGGUUUACCACUUCCCUUUCAAGACAUGAAAGAACUCAUACUGGAGAGAAACCCUAUGAAUGUAAAAAAUGCGGUAAAGCAUUCACCACCUCCAGUUCUCUUAGAGUCCAUGAAAGAACUCACACUGGAGAGAAACCCUUUGAAUGUAAAACAUGCACUAAAGCAUUCACUUCUUCCAGUUAUCUUCAAAAACAUGAAAGAAUUCAUACUGGAGAGAAACCCUAUGAAUGUAAAAAAUGCAGUAAAGCAUUCAUUUGUUCCAGUAAUCUUCGAGUCCAUGAGAGAACUCACACUGGAGAGAAACCCUUUGAAUGUAAAAUGUGUGGUAAAGCCUUCAUUUCUACCCAUUCUCUUUCAAGACAUGCAAGAACUCACACUGGAGGGAAACCCUACGAGUGUAAAAAAUGUGGUAAAGCAUUCUCUUCUUUUAGGUCUCUUGGACUCCAUGAAAGAACUCACACUGGAGAGAAACCCUAUGAAUGUAAAAAAUGCAGUAAAGUAUUUAUUUGUUCCAGUAAUCUUCGAGUCCAUGAAAGAAGUCACACUGGAGAGAAACCCUUUGACUGUAAAAUCUGUGGUAAAGCCUUCAGUUAUACCAGUUCUCUUUCAAGACAUGAAAGAACUCAUACAAGAGAGAAACCCUAUGAAUGUAAAACAUGCAGUAGAGUAUUCACCUUUUCCAGUUCUCUUCAAAAACAUGAAAGAACUCACAGUGGAGAGAAAGCCUCAUGAAUAUCAGGAAAGUGGGAUAGGCUUUACUUCUCCUGCAGACUUUUGAGGAUAUGCACAAAUGCACAUGAGAGGAUAAACCAUGUAGACAUAAACAAUUUGGGAUAGAUUUUGUCAUCCCAGUUCUUCCUGAAGGCAUGAAAGGACUCACUUGAUAAAAAUGUCUUGAAUGUAAACAGCAUGAGAAAGACAUCAACUGGCCUACAUCUUUCUGUGUGAAACUCCCACCAAAAAGAAAUGUAAAGGUAAGUCCUAUGAAAAAGCUUCAUGGAAUUUAAUUUGUAUGUGAGCUUCUAGAAAACUUUCAACAGGAAAGAAUUGUUAUAAAAGUAGUAAAUAGAUUGUAUUUAUCAAACUUCUUUAUUAAAGUGCAACAUUGGACUGUGGAUUUCUAUUAAUUACUUCAGAAAUGCAUAUUGAGGUGAGAUGUGUCUGCUAGUCGUCCUUAGUAAAUAGUAAAUAAGAUUCAUAGGUAGUGCUUUUCCCUUAAAUCAGUUAAUAAUUUUUUAUCUUUACUUUUUUUUAUAAUGUUUUAAUUUUUCUCUGUUAUGGGGCCAUUGAAAAGUGACAGUUUGUAUUUGUUGUGAUUUUCUUAGUGGCCUUGUAUUAUGGUUCCCUGAUAUGCCUCAUCCAUUGUACAUAUUGUACGUGUUUUAGAGAAAGCUCCUUUUGGGGGUUGGUGGGUGGAGGAGCCUGUUUUUAUUUUCUGUACUAUUAAACAGUUGGAAAAAAUUGUGUAUGGCAAGUUUAUCCAAUAGUGUACUUCCUGUGAAUUGUUAUUUUCCUAUUUUGGCCUUUGCUGUUUGUCCUUCCUUCUGACUGGUAUUUGGUGAAUAGACUUUAAAUUAAGUAGAGGCCUGUGGCAGGGCAACAAAAUCUAGAGCUGGACACAUCACCCCUGUACUGCAUCAUGUCAGUGAGGGUAAUCUGAAGAGCUAGAUCUUUAAGAAUCCAUCCCCUUUAUGUGCCAUGUUGGAAUUCCCCAAUGGCCUCACUUACAUGAGAUUUGGAAGGCAGAAGCACACAAGGCCUUAGGCCGAUUUUUCAGUGACCACACAGGGAGAGACACAGUUACGUAUGAGCUUCAUGAACACCAUCUUCCAUCCCUUUUUCUGGAUUCUUCACCCUUUUUGUCAAGAGUAUCUUGAAAACCACCAAUAACUAGUUGAUUUCCAUAUUGUUAGAGACACAUUUUCCACCAGUUUCACAUCAAAGAUCCAUUCGAGUUAGGGUCUUUCUGUAAGGCCUCUUGUGUCCACCAGGAAGCUAAUUCAGACCUUUGUGGGUGGGAGUAUUGUCUGAUUCCCCUUUUCUCUAGAUGAUAAUUGAAUAACGUCUGAUGUGUAUAGGAAACACCUUGUGAUGUUGAUAGUGCUAGUGAGCACAUUUUCCUGCUUGACCAUGGCAUCUACAAUGGGACAUAAAAAGAAGCACCUGCGAGUUUGUUUCCCUGCUGCGUUGUGCAGUGGCUGCCUUGACCCAGUUGUUCCAUGUGAGAACAAUCACCUUUCGCGUGCUGGGAACACUGUGUUUCCUGUUUCUUGUAGCUUGAAUGGAUUCCCUCGAUGUGUUCUCAGUAACCUUGAGUGUAUGUCAAUAAAACUAUGUCCAUUUGUUUGUGAAAUGAA